AUGGUCUUGUUCUGUAGCCCAGGUUGGUUUCAAACACAUGACCUUCCAGCAUCAGCCGUGGGUGAUUCUUCUAAUCGGCCCAACUCGCCCGGAGCACACGACCACCACUGCAGCCCGACCCCGCGCCCCCCUCCCCCUUUCCUCCCGAUCCCGGGAGCUCUUGGCCCCGCCCAGGCCCCGCCCAGGCCCCGCCCCCGCCCGCAGGCCCCGCCCCUCGCCCGCCCGCCCGCGUCUCGGUCUCUCCACCUCCCGGGGCCGCGCGGCCGGAGCUGGCUCCGAGGAGCGGCGGCCCUGGCGGCCUCCGGGUUGGGGACUCCAUCGCUCCGUUGCACCCCGGGCCCCGAGAACGCCCGCCGUUCCGGGCUGCCUGCGGCAGUCGAGCUGUCCCGGGAGCGUCCGCUGUUCCCCGAGGGCGGGCGUGUCCCGGCGGUGCGGGGCGCGGGCUCCCGGCGCGGCGGAGGACCAGGAGCGGGGCUGCUGCGUGCGGGGCGCGGGCAUCGCGGGCGCCGCCGGGCCUCGAACUCUCCACCUCCGCCUCCGAUGGCGCCCGCCGCAGCUGGAAGACCCUGUCGCAGUCUACCUUAGAAAGGAGUGUCAUGAAAAAGGAACAGAAAGGAGGC
Castor canadensis (American beaver) is the source of this 620-nucleotide messenger RNA. RefSeq names its product dermatan sulfate epimerase like (gene Dsel). The record is from RefSeq and is a predicted model, not a curated record. Gene Ontology annotation, molecular function: chondroitin-glucuronate 5-epimerase activity; sulfotransferase activity. Lineage: Eukaryota; Metazoa; Chordata; Mammalia; Rodentia; Castoridae.